AUGGCUGCUACAUGGGCAGUGAAAGUAGGCUAUGGGUGCAAUUCAUCGACGGGGAACUGGGAUGCGUGGGGGCGUGUUGCUUUAAUUGAGAUCAGCCGUUUCUGUCCAUUUCUGUCAACAAACGUGCCAUUAAAAGUGGAAUCCAGUGAUGUCGAUGAUUCAUUUCAAGAAACCCUCAGGUUUCUUUCUUGCAGGCAGUUGAAUAUGAGCGUUGCGAAUGAAAAUGGAUUUACAAAGGAGGCUGCCAGUCAGAGCGUUUCACAAGGAGUCGAUAUAGGCAGUGAAAGCAAGCCAGCUAUUAUUAUAAUUGGUGACCAUGACAAAACCAUUGUUAAUUAUCUCUUAGCCACCAGUCAAAAUAGCGAAGGGAACGAGGUGUUUUUCGAUAAUCGCUAUUACACGGCAUCGGCCAAGCUUUAUAUAUUCCCUAAUAUCAAGAGCGCAAAAUUUCCGAAUUUUGCGAAGAACGAUGUACAAGCGAUUAUUUACAGAAAUCCUGAAACACUUGAAGAAAUUCUUGAAAGGCGAAAUACCUGGCAGAUUGAUUUGGAGAUGGUCGUUAUUAAUACUUUGGAAACAAAUGAAUUUUCGCUUAAUGAAUCUUUGACUGAAUUGAAGAAUUUUUGUUUACAAAAUGGAAUCAUUGCAAAUGAACUGUAUCCAAAUAAGGAAUCGUUAGAAUAUUAUGAAGAAUGUUGUGAGAACUUUGGCUUGAAAAAAAUCUAUGAGGAUUUGAUGACAGUUCGGUGGGCGAAUUUAAAUUUAAAAUCUACAAGUUUGUCGAAUGGUCUAGAAGAAGAUAGUUUGGGCAGUGUGAAAUUUGAAGAAAAUUUUGAACUUAUAUGCCGAUUAUUAAAUGGCGAAAGAAAUUAA
Molecule: messenger RNA, 873 nt
Organism: Dracunculus medinensis (Guinea worm)
Lineage: Eukaryota; Metazoa; Nematoda; Chromadorea; Rhabditida; Dracunculidae
Source: the annotation of a GenBank genome assembly